AUGAGAGUCGAAGAGCUUGGGGGCGGGGGUAAUGUGAAUGAAAAAGCCGGGCUGAUCUUAGAGGUCCGAAACCUUGUAUUCCAGUAUAAAGUCUUAACCUACAUUUUCUUGCAGAUUGACAUCCCAGAGGAAGUGAAUCAUAGUCCCUUGACUACAGAAUUCUUUGAACAGCCUUCUGGGAUCCUAAAUCCUUGCUCUGAUGAGUGGCAAUGGGUCCCACUAGUCCCACCCCUCACUCAGCUCCUCCUGCCUACUCCACACUGGUCCUACAUCUGCAAUCACUGCAGGACCCAUACACAGGCAAAACCCUACAAGUGCACUGAAUGUGUCAAGAGCUUUAGUCUAAGCUCUACUCUGAUCCAGCACCAGAUCACUCACAUUGGUGAAAGGCCUUAUGAGUGUCCUAAAUGUGGGAAAUCAUUCAACCUGAGCUCUACCCUUCUCCAUCAUCAGUGCAUUCGUAAACCUGAGAAAUCCUCCAAGCCAGGGGAAUCACAGCAACUUCCUCAAGGGUCUGAGAGGUGUAGGGUUGAGGAUGGUCCAUCAGUUCCUAAAAGACCCAAUCACUCCCUGUCUCCAAGGGGGAACCCACAUCCCAAUAGCCCACAUAAAGAAACACAUCCUCUGGGGAAAUCCCAUUUAGAUUCCUCCAUGUACCCCAAUGAGGUAGAGCUGCUAGCAAAAUACUACAAUGGCUCCAAGUGCUUGGAGAAGCCUUACAAGUUCUCUGAGGGUUUGGAACACUCUAUGAGGAGCCCAGGGAAACCCUACUCCUGUGGGAGCUUCAGGACAGCUGCUCGCCUGAUCCUGCGCCAGCAGAGCCACCUGGCUAUCUGGCCCUACGAGUGUAUGACCUGUGGGAGGAGGUUUAUGCGAGCUCCCAUGUGGUGCAGUACCAUUGAAGCCACAUGGAAUGAAGGACAAGCAACCACAACAAAGAGAGAGUCCACACGAGUAAGACGCCAUACUGCUGCCCCCCAGUGUUACAAGGCCUUCAGUCAGGGCUCAGCCCUGGUUCACCACCAGUGCAUCCGGAGAGGGGAGAAACCCUAUCACUGUUCUGUCUAUGGGACCGCCUUUCAAUUCUUACUGCAAUUCACUCAAUGCAAGAAGGUCCACCUUUAUGAGGUAGUCCACUGCUAUGGGGCUCUCAUCGAUCUUCUUGGGGUCCUUUCUCCUUGUGAAGAGGCACUUUUUAAGGGGCCUGGGAAAUUAUCUUAG
This is a messenger RNA of Phascolarctos cinereus (koala), 1221 nucleotides long. The record is from RefSeq and is a predicted model, not a curated record. NCBI's taxonomy places the organism in Eukaryota, Metazoa, Chordata, Mammalia, Diprotodontia, Phascolarctidae.